This is a messenger RNA of Funneliformis mosseae, 124 nucleotides long. The record is from the annotation of a GenBank genome assembly. Lineage: Eukaryota; Fungi; Glomeromycota; Glomeromycetes; Glomerales; Glomeraceae.
AGAAGCAUCAAGCGUUAAGGGUCAUCCUGAGAAGGAUCAUUCGUUGAGGGUUCAAGGUAGCCAAGCCGAAACUUUAUCAAAUGCCCAACUAUUAAGUCACUCCAAAAAUAUUAUUGAACUUUGA